AUGUCCAAGAAGUUGGUAUCUCGUGGCAAUGCUUGUGGUCUUGAACAUGAAGGGACCUUCUACCAUUGUAAUGUUUGUUCUUGGUUUUGGAUCCAUCAGGAUCGUGCUUUGUUGCCUGCCAAGUUACUCAUUCAACAUCAAAAACUAAUGGCACAUUCACUCAUUCUCAUCCGCUUACCCGUGCCUAUUCAUUUCCCCAAAUUGAUAGAGAAAAUAAGUUCUACCCCAACUAUAGAGUCUGUAGCAUGGGAUUGUUUAUUUGCUUUUGGAUAUACAAAUGUGAUAAAUGUCAAUACUAUGUUCAUUGUGAUUGUGCAACUUCAAAGAUACACCAUGCUAAGACUUUACAAAGUUUCAAAGAUGAUGAUCAUCCUAAUCUAG
Messenger RNA from Lactuca virosa, 381 nucleotides. Lineage: Eukaryota; Viridiplantae; Streptophyta; Magnoliopsida; Asterales; Asteraceae. The record is from the annotation of a GenBank genome assembly.